Messenger RNA from Cucurbitaria berberidis CBS 394.84, 2559 nucleotides. Its product is annotated as sodium/hydrogen exchanger. The transcript has 5 exons. Gene Ontology annotation, cellular component: fungal-type vacuole membrane; late endosome; early endosome. Bases 320 to 2296 code for a protein of 658 amino acids. NCBI's taxonomy places the organism in Eukaryota, Fungi, Ascomycota, Dothideomycetes, Pleosporales, Cucurbitariaceae. Gene Ontology annotation, biological process: proton transmembrane transport; sodium ion transport; vacuolar acidification. Gene Ontology annotation, molecular function: sodium:proton antiporter activity. The record is from RefSeq and is a predicted model, not a curated record.
CGAGAGAGAGAGAGAAAGAGAGAGUGAGUGAGGGAGUAAGUGAGUCGAGUAUCUACAUCUGCAUCGCCCAUCUCCAAGUCAGGAGUGCUGCCCGUUCUGCCCUCGUUCACCCCCCUCCCCCCUUACAGGCGCGCGUGGCCUUGACCGCAAGACCGCGCCCUCGUCGCCUGCCUGCGCCUACGCCGACAUCUCGUGAAACGUUGCCUUGCGUCCCUCGUCGCACCGGACAUCGAGCAGCCACCUUUCACCUGCACAUGCUGCUGCGCUCUUCAUAACAUACCACGAUAGCUGCUCAUGACAGCAGCUUCUUGACUUCGCCAUGGUGUCAGCGGUAGCAUGGGCGGUCCUUGCCCAGGUACUCAAGCGAGAUGCAGUCGACGCAGACCCGGACGAGGAGCCCGAGGCAGGACAGAAGGAGAUAUUCACAUCAUGGGCCUUGUCCAUCCUCAUCAUGUUGCUUAUAAUAGCCCUGUUCACAAGCUACAUACUGCAUACGCGUAAGAUCCAAGCUGUCCACGAGACCGUCUUGUCCAUCUUUGCCGGUAUGGUUGUUGGUCUCAUACUACGAUUGACAGCCGUGGCAUCGGUACGAGACGCGGUGAGCUUCGACUACCAGAUGUUCUUCAACCUACUACUACCCCCCAUCAUUCUCUCCGCAGGCUAUCAACUACACCAAGGGAACUUCUUCCGACACAUUGGCACCAUUCUUACCUUUGCCUUUGCCGGAACCUUCAUCUCAGCCCUGGUUCUCGGUCUCAUCCUAUUCUUGUGGACCAGAAUACCCCUCGAUGGCUUCAAGAUCAACUUUGUCGAAGCCAUGUCAGUUGGUGCGACGCUCUCGGCCACCGAUCCAGUCACAAUCCUGGCCAUCUUCGACACGUACAAGGUGGAGCCAAAGCUGUAUACCCUCAUCUUUGGCGAGUCCAUCCUCAACGACGCAGUUGCCAUUGUCUUGUUUGAGACGGCGCAAAAGUACAAGGAUGGCGCCGAGUCGCUGGGCAUUGUUAGUCUAUUCGAAGCCUUUGGCAUCUUCUUUGGCGUCUUCUUCGGAAGCCUGUUCAUCGGUGUCAUGGUGGGCAUCGGCGUUUCACUCAUGCUCAAAUUCACCUAUGUGAGGCGCUUUCCGAAGACAGAGACAUGUCUCAUCAUUCUCACCGCAUACUUGACAUACUUUCUCUCCAAUGCCAUUCACAUGUCGGGUAUCGUAUCACUGCUCUUUUGCGGCAUCUGCCUAAAGCACUAUGCCUACCACAACAUGUCUCGACGCACCCAGUUGUCCACCAAGUUCGUGUUCCAGGUCACUGCGCAAUUGUCUGAGAACUUCAUCUUCAUAUACCUCGGACUCUCCCUAUUCACAGACGACAAACUUGACUACAAGCCCCUGUUCAUUCUGAUUACAGUGGCGGGGAUUUGUGCAGCUCGAUGGUGCGCCGUCUUUCCCCUGUCCAAGAUCAUCAACGCCGUGACGAGGUAUCGCCAGAAGCGGCGUGGAGAAGAACUGGUGGAGGAGAUUCCUUACGCGCACCAGGCCAUGAUCUACUGGGCGGGUUUACGAGGUGCUGUGGGCGUUGCGCUUGCCGCAGGCCUCACAGGCAACAACGGCGAUACCCUUCGCGCUACCGUCCUCGUCGUAGUGGUCUUGACUGUUAUCAUCUUCGGUGGAACUACAGCGCGCAUGUUGGAGAUUCUAGGCAUCCGCACCGGCGUAGUAGAAGAAAUCGACAGCGACGACGAGUUUGACAUUGAAGUCAUCAACGGCGGCACCUACACACGACACAAAGGCCAAGCCGUUGGCCACACGCCGCAACCCAGUCAAAAUGGGUUCAAUCUGAACAACGUAAACGGGCCACCUAGUACUUAUACCAGUGGCUCAUUCAACCGGAACAGUCCACCUACGCGCCCCAACGGCCUGGCUACGCACAGGAAUUCCAGCCGUCAACGGCGACUCGAUGGCGCAGAUCAAGGCCUUCUCAGUCCUGCCGACAGCGUUUCGGGCGAUGAGGACGACAAUGAUCUGGACUUGCCGCCUAGCGCACGCCGCUCACCAAACCGCAACCCGUCGCCCUUGGGCCUAGCAGCAGACGCUUCUCCCUAUCCGACGUCGGGUAAUAGACCAGGAGAAUCUGGCGCAGCCGAAGGUUCAAGCAGGAUGGCGACGGCGACAGGUGCUGUGAAGCAGCUGUUCAAUGAAAUCAGUCUUGAUCCAGCGAAUGCGUUCAAGCAGAUUGAUGAUGGGUUUUUGAAGCCGCAUCUAUUGCUAGAUUCUGGAAAGGGUCCAGGGCCAAAUAAUGUCUGAAAGUAGGGUUGGGAUGAGAGCGACAACAUAGCAUUCGCGGCGUUUAAGAGUAUUUAGGAUAUCACAUUGCUGUUUCUUGGUUCUACAAGAUCGGAAACCUGGCUCAAUGAUAAGCCACGGUCCUUGGCGUUAUUGGUGUAUACAAUUUGUAGCAUUACAGCUAGAGGAAUGAUCAGGAUCAUAACCAAACUCAACCUGCACUUAGCAGCGCCGUGUAGCAUUGUGAGAUGAUGCGAGUGGUGCAAUGAAAGUCCACCGCACUC